Suillus bovinus is the source of this 429-nucleotide messenger RNA. RefSeq lists its product as uncharacterized. Bases 112 to 414 code for a protein of 100 amino acids. Lineage: Eukaryota; Fungi; Basidiomycota; Agaricomycetes; Boletales; Suillaceae. The record is from RefSeq and is a predicted model, not a curated record. The transcript is spliced from 4 exons.
GUUCUACUCGCCCUACGACAGCCGUAAGUUUUACUACAGACGUCUGUCAUACGUGUCGAUAUUUCUCACCACUCCAAUGGAUCUACGUAGUGCCUGUACUGCUCUAUAUUCAUGGCGGAGGUCAUAUCUUUCGAAAUCCACGUAGCUGGUCAUUUGAUAGCUGGAUCAAUGAAAGCACUCCCUAAUUCGCCAACAUUACAUAGCAAAUUCGGUGGUGACUCAACCAAAGCGACUAUCAAUGAUCAGAGCGCCGGUGGUAGCUCUGUGGAGCUAAACAUGAUUGCCAACGAAGGUGAACAGCCCUUCUUCCGAUUCUACGCAUCGUAUGCAGGAUGCGGAACGGGCUCUGUGGCAGAGAAAAUGACAUGCCUUCGUGGUGCAAGCGUUAGUGCGCUUGUCCAACACAAUGUUUGAUGGCACUAACACCGU